Aspergillus ruber CBS 135680 is the source of this 1860-nucleotide messenger RNA. Its product is annotated as pseudouridine synthase PUS4. Gene Ontology annotation, molecular function: pseudouridine synthase activity; RNA binding. The transcript has a single exon. Bases 173 to 1387 code for a protein of 404 amino acids. Gene Ontology annotation, cellular component: mitochondrion. The record is from RefSeq and is a predicted model, not a curated record. Gene Ontology annotation, biological process: mRNA pseudouridine synthesis; tRNA modification. NCBI's taxonomy places the organism in Eukaryota, Fungi, Ascomycota, Eurotiomycetes, Eurotiales, Aspergillaceae.
UCGACUCUCUAAACUUAACCAUUCUCCAGGACUCAAUUGAGCUCCUUCUUUUCACGAAACCUCCAUAUCUACUAGCGUAUUCCUAACUCAUUUGAUCUCUACCUCAAAAUCACGAUUACAAGCUGCCCAGCUAAUGAGCCUACCCCGAGGCAUCCGACUCUUUCGCACAACCAUGUCCGGCGAAAAGAUAUACGAAGGCGUCCUCGCCGUCCACAAACCCCAAAGCGUUACCUCCGCCGAUGUUAUCCGCAAGCUGCAAUCUCACUUCAAACCCUCCGAGCUUUUCCGCCCCUGGAUCGAGCAUGAGCGCGCCGAGCGCGCCCGUUCCUCCUCCCGCGAAGCGAAAUUCUCCCGCAAGCGCAGGAACAAGAACAUCGAUGUAAAAAUCGGACAUGGUGGUACCCUUGAUCCCCUUGCUACAGGUGUGUUGGUUACAGGUGUGGGCAAGGGAACCAAGCAGUUGAAUGAUUUCCUGGGAUGUACCAAGACGUACGAGGCGGUUGUGGUUUUCGGGGCGGAGACGGACUCGUAUGAUCGAGUUGGAAAGAUUGUGAGGCGCGGGCCAUAUGCGCAUGUCACGCGCGAGGGAGUCGAAAAGGCGCUUGCACAAUUCCGGGGAAAGAUUAUGCAACAUCCGCCUAUUUUCUCGGCGUUGAAGGUGAAGGGGAAGAAGUUGUAUGAGUAUGCGCGGGAGGGGCAGCUGCCGCCGAUUGAGAUCCAGGCGAGACCGGUCGAGGUUUCGAAUUUGGAGAUUUUGGAGUGGUAUGAGCCGGGUACGCAUGAGCAUAAGUGGCCUGAGGAGGAGGCACCGGAAGAGGAGAAGUCUGUUGCCGAGAAACUGCUUGCAAAGGAUGAUGCGCUACCUGUUGCUGUAUCUGCGGAGGAGAAUCAACCUGAGAAGCAGGUGCUUGAGACUUCAUCUGCGACGAAGCGUCCCGCAGAGAGUCAGGAAGAAGAGAAAGAACAGCCAACUGCCACAACAGAAGUGACACCCGACGACUCCGCCCCGGCACCCAAAAAACAAAAGGUCUCCGAUGACACCGCACAAGACGCACCCACAGAACAACCAGCAGCCACCGAAACCUCCGAACCCAAGACCGAAUCUAACGAAAACCCUCAACCUCCUGCUGUCAAAAUCACCAUGACCGUCUCCUCCGGCUUCUACGUCCGCUCCCUCGCACACGACCUAGGGAAAGCCCUUGGCAGCUGCGCCCUCAUGAGCGAGCUCUCCCGUACUCGCCAGGCGGACUUUACACUUGAUUCUGAUAAGAUUCUCGAGUACAAGGACUUGGAUGCUGGGGAGGAAGUUUGGGGCCCAAAAGUGCAAGGCUUCUUGGAAGAGUGGGAGAAGAAGAGGGAGAGAGAUGCGAGGGCUGGGUCCUCGUGAUUUUAUUGUAUAUAUCUGGCGUGUUCAUAAAAGUUCACGGUUCAAGGGCAAUGUUCUACAUCUCCAAUCUGUCCCAGCCACUCAAAAUGCACAACAUCAAUGAUCUUCCGCAAGUUACCAGGAUGGAGCAGACUUUGUGUGCUACUCGCCAAUCAGGAUGUGCUUGAAAUUCGAUGCGCAGCACACUCCAGACCCAUGUCUGUGCGCCGUUUUAAUAGCAUAUUAUGGCGCAUCGCCCGUGACAGGUCUAAGUUUUUCUUCAGCUUCAAUGUGGAUGAGGGAAAGCCAAGAUACAGGGUUACAUGUAAGUAGGGUUUACAUGCCUCAGGACAUGUUCGUGUCCUUUUCUUCUUUUCUCUAUAUGAUCAACAAGCACACAUAUUAGAACCUUAUGAGACAUCUUCUCGCUUUCUCACUCAUAUAUCACAGCAUGGCUCAGCAUGAUUUCGAUGCCCAUGUUCAGCCCAAAGUUG